Molecule: messenger RNA, 1056 nt
Organism: Colletotrichum orchidophilum
Lineage: Eukaryota; Fungi; Ascomycota; Sordariomycetes; Glomerellales; Glomerellaceae
Exons: 2
Molecular function (GO): D-amino-acid oxidase activity; FAD binding
Source: RefSeq, a predicted model, not a curated record
UUUGUGCGGCCGCUAACACGAGACAGAGCCGGCGUGAUCGGAUUGAGCACCGCCGUAAGGCUCCAGCAGGAUGGCCACAAAGUAGUGAUUGUGGCCAAGGAAUUCCCGAGUCCGUUUGAGACGGUUGACAGCAAAGCUUCGAUCAACUACACCUCGCAAUGGGGCGGUGCUCACAACCGCUGGGUCAUACCCGUCAACGAGAUGGAAAAGCGGGAUCAUGCGAUGGCUCUCAGAACAUUCCGGCAUAUGGAGUCCCUCGCAAAGAGCAAUCCCGAAGCUGGAAUCACGUUCAUGCCUGGGAUUGAGUACCUUGAGGAUCCUCCAUUACAUUAUCAAGCUCUCACAGAGGAUAAGGCGAAGAGCUUGGGACUGGUAGAAUUCCGGCUCAUGAGUCCGAGCGAAUUCCCAGACGACAAGGUGAAGUGGGGAUGUGAGUACAAGACAUGGUGUGUGAACCCCAUGGUCUACUGUUCGUUCCUCCUCCGGAAAUUCUCAUGGGGUGGCGGACAAGUCCUUCGCAGAGAAAUCAAUGAUCUCCGGGAGGCUUUCUCAAUGAAAGAGCUGUCGAAUGUGCACCAUGUUGUCAACUGCUCUGGCUUUGGAUUUGGCGACAAAAACUCGUUCAUCACCAGAGGUCAAACAUGCGCUGUAGCCAAUUUCAGCCCAGCAACAGUAACACGGCAGAAUGCCGAUGGUUCCUGGACAUUUUGUGUGCCUCGAAACUUCGAUGGCGGCACGAUCGUUGGAGGCACAAAGGAACCCGACAAUUGGGACACUGAACCGUCACUGGAGGUGCGGGAAAAGCUCCUCAAAAGUUUUGCUGCCACAUAUCCUCAGAUUUUACGGGACUGGGGAGAGUACCGUAUUCUCAAAGAUGUCGUGGGUCGACGGCCGACUCGGAAGGGCGGUAUGAGGUUGGAGAGAGAGGAAGCGGGUGAUAAGUACACCAUAAUCCAUGCUUAUGGUCUUGGAGGCAGGGGAUUCGAAAUGUCCUGGGGAGUCGCUGAGGGUGUCCUUGAGUUGUUGGGGGAAAUGAAGGCCAUGCCGCGACUGUAA